CGGGACCAGAUCCAGCGCAUGAACCCGCCCAAGUUCAGCAAGGCCGAGGACAUGGCCGAGCUGACCUGCCUCAACGAGGCCUCCGUCCUGCACAACCUCCGCGAGCGCUACUAUUCGGGCCUCAUCUACACAUACUCUGGGCUCUUCUGUGUGGUCAUCAACCCGUACAAGCAGCUUCCCAUCUACACAGAGGCCAUCGUGGAGAUGUACCGGGGCAAAAAGCGUCACGAAGUGCCACCCCACGUGUAUGCAGUGACCGAGGGUGCCUACCGGAGCAUGCUCCAGGAUCGUGAGGAUCAGUCUAUUCUCUGCACCGGGGAGUCUGGAGCUGGGAAGACGGAGAACACCAAGAAGGUCAUCCAGUAUCUCGCCCACGUGGCGUCGUCACCAAAGGGCCGGAAGGAGCCGGGCGUCCCCGCGUCCACCAGCACCAUGUCUUAUGGCGAGCUGGAGCGGCAGCUGCUGCAGGCCAACCCCAUCCUGGAGGCCUUCGGGAAUGCCAAGACCGUGAAGAAUGACAACUCCUCUCGCUUUGGCAAGUUCAUCCGCAUCAACUUCGACGUGGCCGGGUACAUCGUGGGCGCCAACAUUGACACCUAUCUCUUGGAGAAAUCACGUGCAAUCCGCCAGGCCAAGGACGAGUGCAGCUUCCACAUAUUUUACCAGCUGCUGGGGGGUGCGGGGGAGCAGCUCAAAGCUGACCUCCUUCUGGAGCCCUGCUCCAACUACCGCUUCCUGACCAAUGGGCCGGCAUCCUCCCCCGGCCAGGAGAGGGAGCUCUUCCAGGAGACGCUGGAGUCCCUGCGGGUCCUGGGGUUCACCCACGAGGAGAUCAUCU
This is a messenger RNA of Carlito syrichta (Philippine tarsier), 838 nucleotides long. Its product is annotated as myosin-14. Lineage: Eukaryota; Metazoa; Chordata; Mammalia; Primates; Tarsiidae. Gene Ontology annotation, biological process: actin filament organization; vesicle transport along actin filament. Gene Ontology annotation, molecular function: microfilament motor activity; actin filament binding; ATP binding. Gene Ontology annotation, cellular component: vesicle; cytoplasm; myosin complex. The transcript has 9 exons. The annotation marks the transcript as partial. The record is from RefSeq and is a predicted model, not a curated record.